AAGCGGAAACACGGACAGAUUAAAGUGUAGCACACGGAGAACCACGUGGACGGAGUGGAAAUGUCCUUCUCGUAAGCGUACUAGGUAUUGUCGGUUUGAAAAAAAAAAAAAGCCGACAUGGUCGUUAUAGAUUUAAUAUAUUAAAACAGCGAAGUAAAUUAUUUGGUCUCAAACUGCACGUUUCGCUUCAUCAUGGGGAAGUCGAAGACCAAGAACCAGAAAAAGGCCCGAGCAGAUGCCAACCAUGUGGCCGAGGAGACGUACCGGUCCGUUCCCCACUCGUUCGUCUUCCAUCGUGGUCAGGUGGGAAAAAAUGUGGCUCAGCUCAUCACGGAUGUAAGGAGAGUCAUGGAGCCCUACACUGCAGAGAAAUUAAAGGUCAGGAAAAAGAAUGUGCUGAAAGACUUUGUAGCCGUAGCGGGACCAAUAGGAGUGACGCACUUCAUGAUCUUCAGCAAGACGCCUGCCAGCGUUACCUUGAGGCUGGCACGACUCCCCAAAGGGCCCACACUCUACUUCAAGGUGCUCAAGUACACCCUGGUGAAAGACGUAGUGUCAUCUCUAAAGAAGCACCGGAUGCACGAGCAGCAGUUCACGCACCACCCGCUGCUCAUCCUCAACAACUUCGGAUCCGACGGCAUGCACAUCAAACUGAUGGCGACUAUGUUCCAGAACAUGUUCCCCUCCAUUAACGUGCACAAGGUCCUCCUCAACACCAUCAAGAGGUGCGUGCUGCUCAACUACAACCCGGAGACGCAGGAAAUAGAGUUCCGGCACUACAGCUUGAAGGUGGUGCCGGUGGGGAUGAGCCGUGGCGUCAAGAAGCUCAUGCAGGAGAGAUUCCCCAACAUGAGCAAGUUUGAGGACAUCAGCGAGCUGAUGAUGAAAGGGGCGAACCUUUCGGAAAGCGAAGCCGAACAAGACGGCGAGCACAACAUCACCGAGCUGCCGCAGGUGUACUCCGGUAGAGGCAACAUGGCGUCCGAGCAGAGCGCCAUCCGUUUGACGGAGAUUGGGCCUCGAAUGACUCUGCAGCUGACCAAGAUCCAAGAUGGCAUGGCGGGGGGUAACGUCAUGUAUCACGCCACCAUCUCAAAAACGGAGGAGGAAAUCCAGGAGAUCCUAGAGCGGAAGGAGGCCCAGUUAAAGGCCAAAGCGGAGCGCCGGAAGAACCAGGAGAAGAACGUCGCUCAGAAGAAAAAGCAAAAGGAGGAACACAAGAAGAAGAGCCUAGCAGGCAUCAAAAGGAAAGCAGAUAAUCAGGAGAAGGACAACGAGGUGGAGGAUCCGGGCGUGGAGGACAGUGGAGCGACGGCGGCGGCCGUGGAGUCGGACGACGAGGCCGAGUACUACAGGCAGGCCGUCGGAGAGGAGCCAGAUGAAGAUAUGUUCCCCGGAGCCAAGAAGAGGAGAAGCAAAGACGGACCUCAAGGGCCCGCCAGAAAGAUGAGGAAACUCUUUGGCGAUAAAACAUCCGGCCAAGAGAAAGGCGCAAAAAGAAGUUUCCCCGAAGGAAGGUAUAAGGACAAACAGGCAAAGAAAUUUGGCAACCAAGAGAAGAAACAGUUUGGAAAGAAACCGUCGCCUGGAGCAAAGCCAUUCCGAAAGAAAACGAGCGACGGGGAGAACAGGUUUGGCGGCAAGAAGAAAUUUGAAGGCAAAAGAACAUUUGCUGGAAAGACGGACAAAGGCAAAGCGUUCCAGUCAAAGAGUCAAAAGAGCAAAGAGGCCUUCAACAAGAGAGGCGGCGGGGGAGCCAAGCGAGGCUUCAAACACAGGAAGGGAAAAGCCUGAACGCUUUGAUUGUGCAACUUUGACUCUUUGCUGGUAAGCGGCAGAGGCGCAUGGACAAUUUUAUUCCAUUGUCACUGUACAGUUAUGGAAAUGCUCAUUUCUAAUAAAUCUCUAUAAAGAAAAA
Syngnathoides biaculeatus (alligator pipefish) is the source of this 1918-nucleotide messenger RNA. It is a transcript of the gene ppan, whose product is annotated as peter pan homolog. Bases 193 to 1794 code for a protein of 533 amino acids. Gene Ontology annotation, biological process: rRNA processing; ribosomal large subunit assembly. Gene Ontology annotation, molecular function: rRNA binding. The transcript has 12 exons. Lineage: Eukaryota; Metazoa; Chordata; Actinopteri; Syngnathiformes; Syngnathidae. The record is from RefSeq and is a predicted model, not a curated record. Gene Ontology annotation, cellular component: preribosome, large subunit precursor.